Molecule: messenger RNA, 1069 nt
Organism: Paramecium pentaurelia
Lineage: Eukaryota; Ciliophora; Oligohymenophorea; Peniculida; Parameciidae
Source: the annotation of a GenBank genome assembly
AUGGAUAGUUAAUUCUGCGUAAUUUUUCCAAUUGUAAUUAAAAGGGUGAUAACAAAGUUAUGUGUUUGCUUUCCAUGACAGAAUCUUUGAUUUAUAUGAGCAUUUUCCUUUAUUAGUAUAAACUUAUGAGUUCGGCUUGGAUAGACAUGAAAGUAAAGGAAACUUAUCAUAAAUCAUUUACUCUGAGAUAUAAAUUUAUUUGGGUUCUACUAUUAAUAGUAGCCUUAAUUUUGGAAGGUGUCUUGAAUAGCUUUACUCCUUAUGUCAAUAUGAUUCCCAUUGGAUGCUAAUUCAUAGUUUAUGUAAUUAUAAUCGUUUAGAUUAGUGCACUAUGAUGAAAAUUUUAUAUGAUGACAAUAAAUAUUUUAAUUAGAGUAGAAAAUAAUUCAGAAGAUUUAUUCGUUAUCCAUUCUUAUUUUAGAUAUUGUAAACUUUAAAUAUGAUAAUAUUUGGGAACACAGUAUGGAUGAAUCUAGUUUAAAUUUUUCUUCUUUUUUCUUUUUAUGAAUACCUUGUAGAUAAAUCAUGUAAUUUAUAAGUAAAAGAUCUAAGAAGACACAUUGACAAUUGUGAGAAAUUAAAUAUCAUAUGCAAUUCAAAUAUUAAUUUAAAUCAGCAUAUGAAUAAUAAAUAAUUUUUGGAUGACUCACCAAAUUUACAACAUACUCUAUUAUAACAAUCACAUGCUGUUAGAGACACUCCACAAUUUGAUAAUUUCGGAACAGAUAUUGAAAGUGAUUCAGGAAAUGAGGAGCAUACAGUUAGAGUAUCGUUCAGCAAAUCGUCUGAGAUAGGAAAUAUAUCAAUUAAUAAUUUAGAGAAUGAGAAAUAUGAAAUAAAUUACAAUUACAAAGGAAAGCAUAAAUAUAAGAUAGUAGAGAUUUCAGAAAUGAACAAAUUCAUGCAACUACUAAAAUUGGAUGAUUUUUCUUAAAUUUGGAAUGACCAAAAUCGACUCAACUAUUUUAUUUAAUAUUUAGAAUCAAAAAACCAUCAAAUGUAUUUAAAUAUUAUAUUUUAAGAUGGUGUGAAAAUUUUUAAAGAUAAGAAAUUAUUGAUACAUUUAUGC